Molecule: messenger RNA, 576 nt
Organism: Pyricularia pennisetigena
Lineage: Eukaryota; Fungi; Ascomycota; Sordariomycetes; Magnaporthales; Pyriculariaceae
Exons: 2
Coding region: 1-576 (191 amino acids)
Biological process (GO): tRNA 5'-leader removal
Cellular component (GO): ribonuclease P complex
Source: RefSeq, a predicted model, not a curated record
AUGGUUCGUAUUAAGGAAAGAUAUCUACUAGUCAAUAUCCUCUACCCCGACGCGCUCAAGGAUGUCAAACCCAACGAACCGGACCUCGCCGUCCUUCACAAGCCAACGACGAAUGACUUGACACCCCAGGCUAUCCUGAGAGCCAUUAGGGAACAGGUCAGAGUAUUGUUUGGAGAUUAUGGCUCUGGUCUUAUUGAGCGAAACCUCUUGGUCAAAUAUUUGUCCAAUGCCACUUCAACCUUCAUCCUUCGUGUCCAUCGGGAGCAAUAUCGCCUCGUGUGGGCUGCCCUGACUUUUAUGGAUGACCUCCCCAUCAAGAACGGGCAAACCUGUACUUUUCGUGUUGUUCAUGUCGGAGGCACGAUGCGUAAAGUCGAGACGGCGGCCAUUCGACGGCACAAGGCGCUGAAGCUCGCCGUCGAAAAGCAAAUGGCUGGCAAAGAGUCCGACGUGCUGGAUACUCUAUUUGGUUCCAGUGACUCUGCCCAGCGUACGCAGGGUGUGGUUCUUAACGCUGAAGAUGACAAUGACAGCGCCGCCGAAAAGGAUGAGGGAGAGGACGAGGACGAGGGCUGA